This is a messenger RNA of Trichosurus vulpecula (common brushtail), 5269 nucleotides long. It is a transcript of the gene SFXN5, whose product is annotated as sideroflexin 5. Bases 9 to 1019 code for a protein of 336 amino acids. The transcript is spliced from 14 exons. Gene Ontology annotation, cellular component: mitochondrial inner membrane. Lineage: Eukaryota; Metazoa; Chordata; Mammalia; Diprotodontia; Phalangeridae. The record is from RefSeq and is a predicted model, not a curated record. Gene Ontology annotation, molecular function: monoatomic ion transmembrane transporter activity; citrate transmembrane transporter activity. Gene Ontology annotation, biological process: mitochondrial transmembrane transport; monoatomic ion transport; citrate transport.
CAGUGGCCAUGGCGGAGACUGCGGCGGCAGCAGCAGCGGCGGAAGCCGCCUCGGCAGGGACCCCUCCUUUCCAGCUGGGCAAACCCCGCUUCCAGCAGACUUCCUUCUAUGGCCGCUUUCGGCAUUUCCUGGACAUCAUUGAUCCCCGCACUCUCUUUGUUACUGAGAGCCGCCUUAAAGAAGCCGUACAGCUCUUAGAAGAUUACAAGCAUGGGACGCUGCCUCCUGGGGUCACCAAUGAACAGCUUUGGAGUGCACAGAAAAUCAAGCAGGCCAUCCUACACCCGGAUACCAAUGAGAAGAUCUUCAUGCCUUUCAGGAUGUCAGGUUACAUCCCCUUUGGAACACCCAUUGUUGUCGGCCUCCUCCUGCCCAACCAGACCCUGGCCUCCACCAUCUUCUGGCAGUGGCUGAACCAGAGUCACAAUGCCUGCGUCAACUAUGCAAACCGCAACGCAACCAAGCCUUUGCCUGCAUCCAAGUUCAUCCAGGGUUACCUGGGAGCCGUCAUAAGUGCUGUCUCGAUUGCAGUGGGCCUUAACGCUCUGGUUCAAAGAGCAAACAAGUUCACCCCAGCCACCCGCCUUCUCAUCCAGAGGUUCGUGCCAUUCCCAGCUGUAGCAAGUGCCAAUGUUUGUAACGUGGUCCUGAUGAGGCACAACGAACUGGAGGAAGGCAUCGAUGUCCUGGACAGUGAUGGGAACAUCGUGGGCUCCUCAAGAAUUGCGGCCAGACAUGCACUGAUUGAGACGGCCCUGACUCGAGUGGUCCUUCCCAUGCCCAUCCUGGUUCUACCUCCAAUCAUCAUGUCUGUGCUGGAAAAGACGUUCCUCCUGCAGUCUCGUCCCCGGCUUCUCCUACCUGUGCAAAGCUUCGUGUGCCUUGCCGCCUUUGGCCUGGCCCUGCCUCUCGCCAUCAGUCUCUUUCCACAGAUGUCAGAGAUUGAAACAUCCCAACUGGAGCCAGAGAUUGCACUGGCCACAGCCAGUCGGACAGUGGUGUACAACAAAGGCCUGUGAGUGGAAGCAGGUCCUCUGGCCAGAGAGGCAACCAGGCCAGAGGACCGGGUAGGGUGAGGGCUGGGGAGAGGAAAUGUCAGCCUGCCCUCCUGACUCUAAGUAGUUGAGUGAGGAGUUCCAAGCUAAUACCACAUCACUAAGGAAGUAACAUUUUCAGAGAACCACCACCUUGCAGGAGGUUGGGAGGUUAAGGCAGUCAGAUUUUAACAUAGGGGAGAAGGGGGUGGGGGGGAACCUAGUUCAGGGGAGAAUCAGAUUUUAUAGAAAGGAAAUACUAUAAUCAAGUGCAUUUCUGGGCCCUGGUGGGGAGCUUAGAGAACCCAUCCCAGCACAAUCAUGAGUGAAGCUGGGAAGAAAUAUAUAGAAUGCCCUAGGGAGAGAAAUAGGGUGUUGGGAUUUUUAAAUUUUUUUGUUUCUUUUGUUUGGUUGGGUUUUUUGAAGAGAAAACUGAGUCUUAACACUGGUUGAUGCUGCAAAGAAGCCAUUUCAUAGCUGGGUGGAUGAGCAUGGGAAUUAGGCACAUGAAUUUGAUGGGUUCGGGGGGUGCUGCAUCACAUGUCCUCUAGGGAAAACUAGAGCCCUGUAGCCCAAUCUUGCCCUGCCUAACCUGGUGUUCCCAGUGAAUAGGAGAUGCUACAUGUGUCCCUUUCCCCUUCCCUUCCCUUCUCUCCCUUCGUUGAAGACUGGAACCCAACUGGACUGGAACUUGAGAUCCUGGGGCCUUCCCAUUAAUGGGACCAGGAAAGUAUGUCCCUAUCCCCAGUAGGAGCUUUCUACCCUCUGGAGCCCCCCAGAUGAGGAAGCCACAGGCCAGUAAUCAGGGGCACCAAAGCAAGCCAAAAUCCAGAGCUUCUGGGAGACUGGGUGCCUCCACUUGGUGAUUUGGGAAAGGGAGGCAGGAAGGGGUGCUACUGAGGGCACGAUGACAUUGGAAGUACUUUACAGCUGUGAGUGCUUCUAAAACUAAGGACUGAACCAUCCUUGGAAGAAGAUGCCAGCAGCACUUUAUAUACUGUAAUACGAGAGGGAUAAAGACUUUAAAUGGCCCAAAUUGGAGGGGGCUAGGGAAUGGAGGAAGGAAAUGGCAGCAAGUUCUCGGGGUUGCAAUCCAGACUGGGGACCGAUGCUCUGGAGUGUUCCCCUGAGCUCUUUGGGACAGACUAGACCUGGCCUCUGGUCCAGAACUCUAGCCGGAAGGAUCAGGAUCAGACACGUCCUCUGGCUCAAGCAAUGUCAACCCUUCCAGGAUGGCCUGGCACCCCUUCCCACCAUGGAAGCCCAUUAGUAACCAAACCUCAGAUGGCACCUGCCCACCUGUCCAGCCAUCUUAGCUAAACCAGUGCGUCCUGAAGUCCCCUGUCCUCUGCUUCUCCCUACUCUACCCCUACCAGGAAUAAGCCAAGACUUGAUAGAAGAAAGGUCAUCUAAAUCCUUGAAAAUGACCCAGACAUUCAUUCCUUCCAGCCUCCAAAGCCAUUGCAGCUCCAGGGGUAGAAAGAAUUCCCCUCUCUUCCCUUCCUAAGGAGGAGAGACCUAGGAAUUAAGGAUAUGCCAAUCCUCUUGGGAUGGGGACCAUCUAGGAAAAGCCAUCUAGGGCAUAUCUGCCCAGGGAAGACGGAAAUGAGCCUUCCACUCCUCAGGAGGAUCAAUGGAGGUAGGGACCACAUAUCAACAAUAAGGCUCAACCUCAGGAUGGAUGUGCAACUGGCCUGGAUGUUUGGACCAAUUUGCGCUUAUUUCCCUCUAGACCCCUCUGCCCAAACAACAGCCUGCCCCCUUAGACCUGGACAUCCCUUGGAUUUGGGAAAACAUGCAAAGCUUCUCCCAUCCCCUCUUUUCUCCUCCCCCUCUCCUUUACUGUCCUCCCCAAGUGGGUUUUGUAUCAGGGAUGCAGAGAGCUGUUGCUUGUGGCUCAGGCCUAAGAGAAUGCUUUGGUGGAAAGCCCAAAUCCCUGAGCUAGACUUGCUUUGUGACCCUAGUAAAAUGACUUCCCCUCUCUGGGCCUCGAUUUCCUCAUCAGCAUGACGGGCAGUGGUGGGAGGAUGGGCACUUACAUUGAUCUUAGAAGUCUUUUCCAGCUUACACAGCCUUUGAUGCUUUGACUCCUGUUCAAAACUGGACACAGAAAGGUAUAGGCUGACAUCCGCCUGGACAGAUCCCAUAAGGGAUUGAGAAGGACCAACCAUUAUUAUCAAUGAUUAUGUUGAAAGAAAAAAAAUCCCUGUUUCAGUAACAACAACGCCUCAGCUGUCAAAAGCAAUACUAGCCUCUUGGGAGGGAUCCCUGGAGGCCAGACCUUAGCUGUGAUUUGGGGAUUUCUGGAGCCCUCACUCUACUCCCCAAAUGUAGUCAGAGCUCAAAAAGGGAGAGCUUACUGGGGCCUGGAGGGACCACCUGUAACUUCUUACUCACUUAUCUUGCAGCUUGGUCUCCUGUGAGAUGCCUUGGUCUGCUGUGAAGAGUGAUAGGCUUAGAACAAGGUCUCUCUAUCCAGCUUGGGAAAAGGAUAGCCAAACUGUGCCCCAUAGAGAUGGAGAGGAAAAGCCAGUCUAGUCCCCUUGGCUCUGGGAUGGGCAGUAGAACUCCACCAGCCAAGGGGAGCAGUGGGGUGACAGUCACUUUUCUCAAGGAGGCUUCCUCCUACCAGACUGAGCUAGGAAAAGGGGCCCAGAGAAAGGAAGCAAUUUGCUGAAAGUCAUACAGGGAAUACCUUGGGGACCAAGAUGGCGGGUGAGACUCUCCUUUCUCUUCUGAAAUGUCAGCUUGUGGUACCAGCUACUCUCUUGGUUUGUUACCCAAGUCCCCAUCCCCAGUCUCUUAGACAUAGCUGUGAGCCCUUUGGGGUGGGGGCCAGAGCAUCCAGGGACAAAGAUACCCCAGAGAACCAAGUACAGAGGCCAAAGUCUGUGUGUUGGGCAGGAGGAGGAGGCAUGGCCUGCUGUUCGGCAGUUAGGCUGGACCUAGUGCCAGUAGCUAUACCACCCCCACCCCCAUCCCUAAUAGGGCGAUGCUCAAUAUGGCCGGCCCAGAGCUGGGUCUUUCCUUUCCUGCCUCACCCUGGGCUGAGAAGAGCCAAUCCCACUAUAAUGUGAACUUCCUAUAAUUCCAAGGUUUUAGAGGACUACGUCUGGGCACAUUCAUGUAUGCCUACCUGUGGGCACAGGAAGCUGGAGGCCCCAGCUUCCCUUCCAAGGGUUUUCACUCAGCACCUGAAGCCCUACCCUGUGCACUUUAUCUUGGGACACGACUGCUAGCAGACAUCCCCCAAGGAGAUGGGGAGGGAGCCGCCAAGGCCCACCGGGCCAGGAUCCUCAGAUUCUGGCCCUCUCUUUUCCAUUGUCUUCCAGCUGAUUUUUAGCAAUCUUAACUGAGUCAGGUGUCUUUUCCAGAAGGUGUGAAUGAUGAGAGAGGUGGUAGAGGCAGCAGAGACCUCCUUUCCACACAAGCUGAAGAUCAGUGGAGGAGUAAUCUGCCUUUCAACCACUCUGAUCCCCCAUGCCCUACCCCAAACCUUGCUGGGGAAGCAGCCUUGCAGAUAACCACUGGCCCAGAAUUUCCCCACUUCUUCCCAGGCAAGAAGAAAAGAAUGUUGGCAGCCAGGGAAAAGGGCUGGAUGCUCCCUGGUUCCUUGCGGUGUUGAUCUGCCACACUGAUGGAGGGUGCCAAGUCUGGGGGUCAGGUGGGCAGAGGCGGCUUCAGCUACUACUGAACUCAGGGUUUUGCCCACCCUGUGCAACAGCCCGUCUGUAGAUGUUUCUCAUCCUUCACCCAGCUGCUUCCAGAUCUACCACAGAAGGACUACUCUUCUGCCCAGGUUGGGAGGAUGGCCCAUUUGGGUCUCUCAAAGGGACCAGGUCCCAAGGAUCAUAUGUCAAGAGAUCCAGGCCCCUCUGGAGGAGGAGAACGGACCAAUCUCUCUACUCACCAUACCCUCAUCUUCCUUCCCUGCUGCAGCCUGGGUCCUUGAUCUGGACGGCCUCAGCCACCAUGUACGUGAUCAUGUCCACAAGAGCCCCUUCGUGUUCUGUUGGGGUGGGGGGAGGGGGGAAUGGGGGAAACCUGUUCCAAAUUGCCAAUUGUCUUCCAGCCCAGCCCAGGGCUCAAUGUGAAUAAUUGUAUUGCCCUAUAUACCUCGGCCAGACCAGGGGAUUUGCCAACCGUGGGCAUAGAGUCUUUUUAACCUUCUGAAUCAAUUUCUCAUUCUUUGUGAUUUAUGUAACACCAAUAAACACCAAGGAUUAAAGCUCUAA